AUGGGUCUCAGGUUAAGUGGAGAUCAAGAGGGACAGCUACCUGGCACCCGACCGAUCGCCUAUCCCGGUGAAGACACCCGACCGACAUCCCGAAAGGAACUGCUCGGAUUCUACACGUACUCGUUUGCUGCCGAAGUCUUCGUCGUCUGCGGUCUCGGCGCAUUUAUCCCCAUUACUUUGGAAUCGUUGGCUCGGGCGAGUCCUUCAGCAGUACUCGCCAACGACCGGACGAAGCCAUGUCUCGGCGGAAGCAACACCGCCGAUGGUGCAGCGCGGCUCAUGUUUCCGCGAUCAUCGGACAGUGGAGCGCCUGCACAGUGCGUGUUCGACCUCUUUGGCUCUGAGAUCAACACGGCAAGUUUCGCCAUGUACACCUUUUCGAUUUCGGUGGCGAUCCAGGCGUUGAUUGUGGUCACCAUGUCUGGUGCUGCGGAUCAUGGCCGCUACCGAAAAGCACUUUUACUCACAUUCGCACUGGUUGGAUCCCUGGCGACCAUAUCGUUCAUUGCCAUCACUCCAGACGUAUUUGUGCUCGGGAGCCUGCUGGCGAUGAUAGGAAAUGUCGGCUUCGGCGCCAGCUUUGUGCUAUUGAACUCGUUCUUGCCGGUCCUGGUCCGGAAUCAUCCGGCAGCUGCUGUCGAUGCGCAAGCUUCUGUCUACGAAAGUGUCCCCACAUCGGAGGAAGACGUCUAUCCCUCACCAAUUGAAGACGAGCAACGCCGCUCCGCCGAGUCUCCCCUGGCCGAACGUUCCGAGCUCGAAUCCGCUCUGCUGCCUCCCGUCGAGCAACUCACUCCUUAUCCCUCCUCACCGGCCGCUCCUUCAAGCGCUCUAGGACUGUCGACCAAAAUUUCCUCGUACGGCGUCAGCGUCGGUUACGCCGCAGCCGUGAUCGUCCAAAUCCUCUCCUUGAUCAUCCUCAGCACGACCGGCUCCACAAUCUUCUCCCUCCGCCUGGUCCUCUUCACCAUCGGUCUCUGGUGGCUGACCUUCACCAUUCCCGUGGUCUUCUGGCUCCGACCACGACCCGGCCCACCGCUCUCACGACAAGGCGGCACCUGGCUCGGCUACCUCACCCACUCCUGGCUCAAGCUCGGGCGGACGAUGCUACGUGCCCGCCGCCUCCAGGACGUCCUGCUCUUCCUCGCCGCAUGGUUCAUGAUCUCCGACGCCAUCGCCACCGUCUCCGGCGUAGCAAUCCUCUUCGCCAAGACCACCCUCGGCAUGUCCCCCGCGCAGCUUGCGCUGAUCAACAUCAUCACUACCGUCGCGGGAAUCAUCGGCGCGCUGACCUGGAGCCAGCUCAGUCGCGCCCUCGCGUUGAAACCCAGCCAGACCAUCAUCGCGUGCAUUGCGCUGUUCGAGCUCAUCCCGAUCUACGGCUUGUUGGGGUACAUCCCUGCGAUCCAACGGCUCGGCGUGAUCGGUCUGCAGAAAGCCUGGGAGAUGUACCCUUUGGCGGCCGUGUACGGACUGGUUUUAGGCGGGCUGUCGAGCUACUGCCGGAGCCUCUUCGGCGAGUUGAUCCCACCUGGCAGCGAGGCGGCAUUCUUCGCGCUAUUCGCCAUCACCGACAAGGGCAGUAGUAUUUUUGGCCCGGCGAUCGUCGGCGCCAUCACGGAUGCGACGGGCGACAUCCGCCCGGCGUUUUGGUUUUUGGCGGUGCUGAUCGGCUUGCCGAUUCCGUUGAUGUGUUUUGUGAACGUGGAGCGGGGAAAGCGGGAGGGCGCGGCUCUCGCGAGGGAAUCUAUCGUCCAGGGCGACGAAGGGGCGGGUGGUGAGGCGCUGGAGGCGACGAGGUGA
Messenger RNA from Dissoconium aciculare CBS 342.82, 1803 nucleotides. RefSeq names its product MFS general substrate transporter. The transcript has a single exon. Lineage: Eukaryota; Fungi; Ascomycota; Dothideomycetes; Mycosphaerellales; Dissoconiaceae. The record is from RefSeq and is a predicted model, not a curated record. Bases 1 to 1803 code for a protein of 600 amino acids. Gene Ontology annotation, biological process: amino acid transmembrane export from vacuole.